Messenger RNA from Apodemus sylvaticus (European woodmouse), 987 nucleotides. It is a transcript of the gene Pigf, whose product is annotated as phosphatidylinositol glycan anchor biosynthesis class F. Gene Ontology annotation, biological process: GPI anchor biosynthetic process. The coding region runs from base 135 to 794 and encodes 219 amino acids. Lineage: Eukaryota; Metazoa; Chordata; Mammalia; Rodentia; Muridae. The transcript is spliced from 6 exons. The record is from RefSeq and is a predicted model, not a curated record. Gene Ontology annotation, cellular component: endoplasmic reticulum membrane.
CUUGUGAGUCCCCGCCUUCUGGUCUGCGCCUGCGCGAGGGGCCAUGGCGGCCUGUCGCACCUGAGGGUGGGAGGCGGUGGCGUCCCCAUCCCUUCGGCGGGCGGGAGUGUCAGAUAGAUACCCAAGAAAACACCAUGAAAGAUACUGACAUCAAGAAACUUCUCUAUACCAAUCUUUUGUGCAUAUUUUCAAUUUUCCUAAGCAUUUUUAUUCCGUCCUUCGCCUUGGACAACUUCUCAGUGUUGGAAACCCACUUGACCUGGUUGUGUACGUGCUCUGCCUGUGUGACCACUGUCAAUCUCUUGUCAUACUUAGUAGUGAGACCAAAUGUGUCCUCUAAAAGAAGUUCAUUGUCACAUAAGGUAACCAGAGUUUUGAAAUGCUGUAUCUACUUUCUUAUAUCUUGUUUGUCCCUUCAUAUCAUUUUUGUUCUAUACGGAGCACCACUAAUAGAGUUGGUGCUGGAAACAUUUUUAUUUGCAGUUGUUUUGUCUGCUUUUACUACAGUACCUUGUCUGUGUUUGUUAGGACCAAAUCUCAAAGCAUGGCUGAGAGUUUUCAGUAGAAAUGGAGUUACAUCUAUUUGGGAGAAUAGUCUUCAGAUCACUACAAUUUCUAGUUUCAUAGGAGCAUGGCUUGGAGCAUUUCCUAUUCCACUGGACUGGGAAAGACCGUGGCAGGUGUGGCCCAUCUCCUGUACACUCGGAGCGACCUUUGGCUACGUGGCUGGCCUGGUUAUCUCGCCACUCUGGAUCUACUGGAAUAGAAAGCAGCUUACAUACAAGAACAAUUAAGAGGAAAAAAGAGAGAAGUAAUUUCUCUGUGCAGAUUCCAUAGGGCUGUGCAGAAGUUACAUGGUCCAAGCCGGGCAGUCCAUUUACAGCACUGUUUCUAAAUGUCAUUUCAACAUGAUGUGAUUGUAGCUUUUUAACUAUGAAACCCCUGAGAGAUUGUACCUUCUAGUUGAAAUAAAGUAUUUAUAGUAGA